AGACUAUACGGUCAUAAGGUUCAGGUUUCACGAACAGGGACAGAAAUAAAACCGGGACCUGCGUGUUGUGUGCAGCUCGCGCGCUGCCAGACGGAAAUCCUAAAUCUUCAAGGAGCAACGGACAAACCGAGGACGUCGUCUUCCCGGCGUGUCUGUUGUGCUUUCUUCUCCAGCGGUCGGUGGACAGCAAGGCGCUCCAGGAGAGGCAGAGGCAGCAGAUGGCCAGAGGCCUCCCCAGACCGAAGCCCAUCGCCGGGGUCAAGCAGGUCAUCGUCGUGGCGUCGGGGAAAGGGGGCGUCGGCAAGUCCACCACCGCAGUGAAUUUAGCUCUCGGAAUACUGGCCAACGAUCCGCUCAAGUCGGUCGGCCUGCUGGACGCCGACGUUUACGGCCCGUCGAUCCCCAAACUGAUGAACCUGAAGGGAAACCCGGAGCUCAGCGAUAACAACCUGAUGAUCCCCCUGGUGAACUACGGGGUUCCUUGCAUGUCGAUGGGCUUCCUGGUGGACGACGUGGCUCCCAUCGUGUGGAGGGGGCUGAUGGUGAUGUCGGCGGUGGAGCGACUGCUCAGACAGGUGGACUGGGGCUCUCUGGACUACCUGGUGGUCGACAUGCCUCCUGGGACGGGAGACGUCCAGCUGUCUGUCACCCAGAACGUCCCAGUAGCAGGCGCCGUCAUCGUGUCGACGCCACAGGACAUCGCCCUGCUGGACGCCCGGCGAGGAGCCGAGAUGUUCAAGAAGGUCAACGUGCCGGUUCUCGGUCUGGUGCAGAACAUGAGCGUCUUCCAGUGUCCGCGCUGCAACCACCGGACUCACAUCUUCGGCUCCGACGGUGCCCGGCAACUGGCGGCCGCCAUGACGGUUGAGUUCCUGGGCGACGUUCCUCUCCAUCUGAGCAUCAGAGAAACGUCGGACAGAGGACAGCCGGUGGUCGUCUCCUUCCCCGACAGCCCCGAGGCGGAGGCGUACAGGAAGGUGGCGUCGGCUGUGGUCCGGCGACUGGAGGAAGUCAACACUUGAUUGGCUCAUGGAGACUCGUGUCAUGUGACACACAGAACGAACAAACAUGUGACACGUUUAUGUCGAGACACAUGCACACACACACACACAGACCUUUUUGCUGUUGUAACGACGACAGAGCAUGUGUAUGUGUUGGUUCUGUAGUUGUGAUGCAUGUGAUGCUGUUAUCUGUGAUGAUGUUCAAUGAACCAAUAAAACCUGCUCAGGAUUUUCAGAAAUUCAAA
Pseudoliparis swirei is the source of this 1246-nucleotide messenger RNA. It is a transcript of the gene nubpl, whose product is annotated as nucleotide binding protein-like. Bases 219 to 1022 code for a protein of 267 amino acids. The record is from RefSeq and is a predicted model, not a curated record. Gene Ontology annotation, biological process: iron-sulfur cluster assembly; mitochondrial respiratory chain complex I assembly. NCBI's taxonomy places the organism in Eukaryota, Metazoa, Chordata, Actinopteri, Perciformes, Liparidae. Gene Ontology annotation, molecular function: ATP binding; 4 iron, 4 sulfur cluster binding; ATP-dependent FeS chaperone activity. Gene Ontology annotation, cellular component: mitochondrion. The transcript is spliced from 11 exons.